AUGUGUAGUAUAUGUGGUGAUAUUGCUCGUGGUGUCAAUUUUUCUGCUGCAUCAUGUAUGUCUUGUAAGAUGUUUUUCCGACGACAUGCAGAAUCAGGAUUAUUAGGACAACAAUGUCAUUUUGGUGGUAAAUGUAAAAUAACACAAACAACACGAAAAUUCUGUGCACCUUGUCGAUUAAAACUUUGUUUUAAAGUUGGAAUGGAUCCACAACUAAUUCGUCAUUCUCAACGACAAUAUAAUAAUAAUAUACGAUUACCAAAGUUAACAACUAUUGGUAUUCUUGAUAACGAUCGUUCAAUGUUAACAUUAGAUGAAUGGAAUCUUUUAUCGAAUAUCAUUAAUACUUAUGAUGAACAAAAUUUACUUAUACAAACGAAAGAUUUUUUUAAAAAUCAAUUUUCUUUACCACCGAAAAUUCGUUGUAAAGACUCAAAAAUUUUUAAUUAUAUUGGAUCAAUAUAUUCAACAUUAUAUACAUUUAUUGAACGUUGUCCUCUAUUUUAUUCUUUGCCUGUUACUAUUCAAAAAAUAUUAAUCAAACGUAAUUUAGGUUCUAUUGGAAGUUUUAAUGCACUCUUUAUAAGUAAAGAAAUGAAUGCAUUUGAAAAUGAAUCAUAUUCAAAUUUAAUUGAUGAUAUGUAUGGAAAUGGUCAAUCAAAACGAGCUAUUCAAGCAAGUCGUCGUUUAGAUGAGAAUGGAAUACUAAUUAAAAUCAUCUCCAUUCUUAUGAUAUUCUCAAGUAAUUGUACAAUUAUUUCAAUAGAUCAUUUAGAAAAUAUUCAUAUUGUAUUUAAUCCACAGAUAUUAUUACAUAUUGAGAAUUUAAUUGUAACUAUGCUUUGGAAAUAUUUAAUUUAUCAAUAUGGUUAUAAAGAAGGUAUUUUAAGAUAUGUUUCUUUAGUUAAAAGUAUAUUGGAUAUGAUUCAAAGAAUGGGUGAUGGUUUAAAUGUAAAGAGACAUUGGAAUAUGGUUGAAAAUAUUGCUGAAGAAAAACUGCGUUUAUUGAGUUUGAAAGAUGAUCUUUCAAAUAAUUAA
This is a messenger RNA of Adineta steineri, 1038 nucleotides long. Lineage: Eukaryota; Metazoa; Rotifera; Eurotatoria; Adinetida; Adinetidae. The record is from the annotation of a GenBank genome assembly.